UUACUUACUCACAUUUCAUUAUCAUCCUCUUUCUCCGUUUGAAGGGAAUUAUUUAAAAGAGAAAUGGAGCUCAAAGCGCAUCUGAGCUGGAAUUCAGGACUGAGUUGAGGUCUUCUAGAAACUGUGCUCUUUUGUUUCUCUCAGGCUCGAUUACCCAGAUACCGUUACUUGAUAAAUCUUUCAUCUUUCAUCUUCCCAUCAAAACUGCUACUUCCUAAUCGAUUUGGUGCAGAAACCCAAAAUGGGCAGAUCCAAAUCUUCUUGCUUUAAGGUCCUCCCAUGUGGCAACGGUGCCGCCGACGAAGACGCACCACCUUCUGAGAGGAAUAGUUCAAGAGACAAAGGAUGGUUGAGUUUUAGGAAGAGAUCGUCCAGACACCGAGUAUUAACCAAUGCUAUAGUUUCGGAAUCACCUUCAUCUUUGAGUAAUGAUUUGACAGAAGCUGCUGCAGCCCCUGAGAAAGAAUCUGCAGUGGUUACAUGGAGUAAUGAGAAGACAUCGACAGUAGUAGCAUGGGAAGAAGAUGAGAAAUCCAUUACAGAGAAACCAUCUUCUGUAACAUGGGCAGAUGAGAAACCAGUUACAGAGAAAGCAUCCACUGUAACAUGGGCAGAUGAGAAACCUAAUGUGAACUCAAAAGAAACUGAGGGAAAGUUUGAUUCAGUGAAUGUGACAGCUGCAUCCAUCAUCAAUCCGGAUGAGUCUACUGUAAUUGUUAUCCAGGCUGCAGUUCGAACAUUUUUGGCUCAGAGAGAAUUGCUGAAGGUCAAGAAUGUAGUCAAGCUUCAAGCUACUGUACGAGGAUAUUUGGUUCGGAGGCAUGCAGUUGGAACUUUACGUUGUGUCCAAGCAAUUGUGAAGAUGCAGGCUCUUGUUCGUACAAGGCAGGCUCGUCUUUCUUUCGAAAAGGAUAAGGACAGCUCAUUGAUUUCGGAAAAAGGAAACAGGCCAAAUGGAACACAUGCUUCAAUUGAGAAACUUCUAGCCAAUAAAUUUGCUCGCCAGAUACUGGAGUCAACGCCCAAAACAAAAAGUAUCAAUAUUAAGUGUGAUCCUUCUAAAUCUGAUUCUGCUUGGAAAUGGUUGGAAAGGUGGAUGAUGAUUACAUCAUUAGAACGUGAAAACCAAACACAGAAACCAGAUUCAUCUGUCAAACAACAAGAUGAGGAUAUUGAGCUUUCCUCCAUUCAAGGGGAAAAUAAGUCUAUAUUUGAAGAGUGCAAAUCAACUGGUGUGGAGGAAAUGCAAAAACAGAUAGCUGAUACAGUUAAAGUUUUUAAACACUUGGAAUCUUCAGAUCCGGAAAACAUCAACUCCCUUGUCAGUGAACCAAUUUCUGCUUCUGCAAAUGAUAACAAGAUUCCUGAUAUGUCAAAUACAUACGAUAAUUCUCUGAAACAAUCAGAUCUAGUUUCACAGACGGGGGACCUUCCAAAAUUUGGAAUAUCUGAAAUGCAGAGUGAACCAAUCAAUAUAGAUAUUUCUGGUCAGCCGAUGGUUUUAUUUUCACAGGUGAAGUCUAACUCUGCACAGUCUGGAGAGUCAUUAUGUUUGCAAAAUGCUAAUCUAGUUUCAGUAUCAAAAGUGGAGCCGAACUCUGAUUCUUUUAAGCCAGAGAUACAUGAUGAAGAAUCAACUUUUUCCAAAUAUUCAACUCUUGAGCAGCUGCAGCCCGAAGAAUUGGAUCUCAUGGUUGGAUCAAUAAAGGAAUGUAACCCCGAACCUAUUGCUGCCCAAACCAAAUUUGAGAAUCUGAAUUCUGAAGGCAAUAUAGCAAGAUCUGUUGUUGAAGACAUAGCUGAUCCAGAACUGGAUUCACUUUCAUCUGCCAUAGUUAAAGAGACCGAGACUAAUAAUACAAAUUCCACAUUGGAUCUAGUUGGAAAUGCAGAUUGUGAGACUGAACUUCCCAGUUUAUCCAUGAUCCAUUCACUUGGUGGGCAUAAAGAUGAAUCGGUGAAUGAUGUUGAAUAUGAAGUAAAAAAUGAAACGGACAAUGGAAGCAUAAAUAUUACUAAAUGGGUUGAACCUAUCUCUGAAGCUGUUGUUGAAGCUAUAAAACCAGUAUCCUCUGAAGCAGCAUCUCCAAGAAGCCAUUUUACGGCCACUGAAUCCCAGGGAACACCAUCUACUCAAAUUUCAGUUAAUUCUAAGAAAGCUAAAACAGAUAAGAGUGGCGCGAGCCAGAAACGUAGGUCCUUAUCAACUGGAAGAAGAUCCCCUUCAAACUAUAAGCUUGAGUCUGGUUUAAGGAGUAGUUUGGAUAAUUUGCCUAAAAGCACAAAGCUACGUCAUUCUCUAGACAAGACUGAUUCUGGUGAUAGUAGCUCUCUUCCAAGCUACAUGCAAUUGACAGAGUCGAUGCGUGCCAAGGCUUAUAGCUCUCCAAGAUCUAGCCCGGAUGUUCAAGAAAGGGAAAGCUUUCUCAGGAAGAGACAUUCCUUACCUAUUGGAAACACAAAACAGGAAUCUCCUCGUAUCAUGCGGUCUACAUCUCUGGCGCACCAUGUUGCCAAAGGAAAUGAUCAUUCUAAUGAGAGAAGAUGGCAAGUGUGAAGGAUACAUUAUUCAGAACUUAGAAGCUAUGAAGAAUGUAUAGUAUUGGUCAUCGGCAAAGUGCAGCAGCUCUUAAUUCUAAAACUUUUUUUUUUCUUGUCUUGAAUUUGAAUUGAACUCUUCCUUUUGUGUUUGUUUAUCUUUUAUAUACUUGAACUUGUUUUCUUUAUGAUCAAAGAGGCUUGAAAAUUGAGAGAUAGCAAUGUUGAAUAAAUUGACAAUGGUCAAUCUUUGGUUUUGGUUUUG
This is a messenger RNA of Impatiens glandulifera, 2803 nucleotides long. RefSeq names its product protein IQ-DOMAIN 32-like. Gene Ontology annotation, molecular function: protein binding. Lineage: Eukaryota; Viridiplantae; Streptophyta; Magnoliopsida; Ericales; Balsaminaceae. The transcript is spliced from 6 exons. Bases 242 to 2557 code for a protein of 771 amino acids. The record is from RefSeq and is a predicted model, not a curated record.